AUGCUAGAACAAGAUGAAAAACAACUACGUAAAAAGUGGAAAAACCUGCGCGAUCAGUUUCGAAAAGAAAAAAAGAAUUUCCCUACGCCGCGCUCUGCUGACGGUGGUGAUGAAAUAGAGAGCACAUGGCCAUACUUUCAACUUAUGCUAUUUAUAAAUGAUGACAUUACAUCUGAAGUGAUGACGGGAAAUCUGCAUGACAGUGAUUCGGAAUCCCUCAACGAGUCUUGUCAAACUGAGCAAUCUAACAUCGCUGAAGUGAUGAGUCCAUGUACAUCCACCUGCAGCAGUCACACAAACGCGUCAAAGCGCAACAAACCGGCAUCAAAUUAUAGAGAUGAACUUAUAGAAUGUGAAAGAAAAAAAAAUCUGCUAAUUGAACAGAAAAUGGCAACCAAUAGUAGCCAGUCGGAGAAAUGUGACGAUUAUCAUUUUUUUAUGAGUCUCCUGCCACAAACGAAAAAAUUUGGUGAAUUACAAAAUUUACGCAUUCGAAAUAAAAUUACCCAAAUCAUAAUAGACGAGGCAGAAAGGAUGCAGUUUUCUCAACCGAGAUACGAGGAAAAUUAUGGAGGAUAUUCGUCUGGCAACUACCCUAAUUAUUAA
Messenger RNA from Arctia plantaginis, 606 nucleotides. NCBI's taxonomy places the organism in Eukaryota, Metazoa, Arthropoda, Insecta, Lepidoptera, Erebidae. The record is from the annotation of a GenBank genome assembly.